GAAGUCGUUGCAUUCACACUUGCUUUAUCACACAUGAACGUUGCGUUCCGUAUGAACAACGUUGACGUUUUUGACGAGAAAUAAUCGCGUCCUCUGUCCUUUUUUAGCGUAUGACAAAUUGUCGCAAAUUUUGUAAAACGAGCGUGAAAAUAUUUUGUUGUAAAAAAAUAAUAAACGUGCGUUAUUAUUCUGCGUAAGUCUGGAGCGUUUUGAAACGCUUCUAUGUAAAAGAAAAGAGUUUGAACGGUCGUUCCGUGUCGUUGUAUUAAAAGUUUUGUAAAAAAAAAUACCAAUACUGUCCCAUAUCUCGUAAACCAAUAUUAAAACGUGGGAAGAAAAAAAUUCAAAUUUCUCUAAGAAAAAGUGCUUUAAAAAUAGUCCCAGUAUAGCCGCCUUAAGAAAAAAAAAUAGCUUGCAUUAUAAAGAAGUAUCCUUUUAAAGAAAAGAAAGUCCUUGAAUAUCCUUUGAAAUAAGUAAGGUUUACAAAGUUCAUUAUUAUUUAUUAUUCAGUGCAUUAGUGUUUGUGUAUUCUAUAUAUUGAAAUAUAUCUUAGCCUCUCCAUGCAGAUAUUGCUUACACUAUUGCGGGUGUAUGUGCCAGUGUUUGUGAGUGUGUCUGUGUGUGUGUCAAAAAAAUAAAGAAUAAAAUUUUAAUUGAAAUUCGUAAAACAGCAACUUCGCAAGUUAUUAAACAUAAAACAGCUGGUGUUAUCCUCAGAAUUAAUGUCUUCAAUGUAAAAGGAACCUACCACACCUACAGCAUUCAUUACUCUUUGUGCAAAGUUCGUCGUUACUGUUUGCCAAACAAAACAAAAGGUGUUGCUGUUCGGUUCGGUUUUGUGUAAACGAAUGUAAAUGUCCAAAAAUUAUCAUAAAUCUUUAACAACAUCUGCGUAUUUUGCGUUCUCUAUCUGUGUCUUUGUGUGUGUGUGUGUGAGUCUCUCUAUUGUGUGAAAGCGUGUGUUCGGUUUAUCCUUAUCUGUGCAAUAAAAAAAUAAUUAAUUUCUAAAAAAAGUUAUAAAAAUAUUAAUAUAUCAACACCAACUACAAAUAGUGUUACCACAAGCAAACUACAACAAAUUUACUACGCAAAAACAACAAUGUUGGCCUUUCAUAAUGAACAUAUAGCCAGUUGUGCUUUCUUAACAUAUUUUACUCCAGAUAGCACCACGGCGUCUACCUCACCAACUGCCUUAACAACAGCAGCAGCUGCAACCAUUCUAAAUGAUAAACAAGCUUUAACAGGGAUUUUAAUGAGACCCAAACAAUUUACAAAUUUUGCCAGAAGACUGCAUCCUUACGAAUUUAUAAGAGAAGGCGGUGAUAUAUUUAAAACUCAUCAGCCGCCGACUUUUAUGCCUCUGCUACAGGAAACUCUUGUACCACAAUACCAGCAGCAACAACAACAGCAUUAUCAUCUACAACAUUCAAAUCCCUGUCGUAUUUUCAAGGAUUAUUUGAACAACUCUAAGCCGGCAAUGCCUUCGUUAAUUUUAGAUUCUUCGAAACAACAUUAUCAAGAUGAACAACAUCAAUUUAUUUUAAAUAGAACAUCAUCGUCGUCGUCAUCAACAACAACAGCGUCAUCGACAGCAACAGCAACAGCAACAACAACAACAUCAAUAUCAUCCAUGUCCUCAUCAUCCCCAUCAUCACCGUUGCCAGCAGUGCCAGUAACUGCUUCUAAACAACAUCAAUGUAGUAAUGAUUUUGUUCAAAUUAAAUUCAAUUUAACCAAAUUAUAGCAUCCGGGUCAUUGCACGAAGUGUACAUUUUCGGCAAUGGCAAGAAAUCCCGUACAGGAUUCUCAAAAAAUGGUAGGUAGAUAUCAAGUGUUUUUGUUUUAAUUUUCGUUUCAUAUUUAAUAAUACUUAAAUUAUAUUUAUACUUUACUUUAUAUAAAAUGUAUGCUUUAUAAAUUAAACAUGU
Musca domestica (house fly) is the source of this 1928-nucleotide messenger RNA. RefSeq lists its product as uncharacterized. Lineage: Eukaryota; Metazoa; Arthropoda; Insecta; Diptera; Muscidae. The transcript is spliced from 4 exons. The coding region runs from base 1100 to 1744 and encodes 214 amino acids. The record is from RefSeq and is a predicted model, not a curated record.